UUACCACAAUGGAGUCUAAUCUGAAGUCCUUAGAGGAAGAAAACAAGAAAUCACUUCACAAAGAGGCUCCAGCUAGACAUAACAGCUGUUUACAUCAGAGAGAGCCGAUUAGCGAACAGAACUUUGACGCAUACGUGACCACGCUAACGGACAUGUACACCAAUCAAGAUCACUAUCAGAGUCCAGAGAACAAGGCCCUGCUAGAAAAUAUAAAACAAGCGGUACAAGGCAUUCAAGUCUAGCAUCUCAGAACGUUCCUAAAACAAAGGAAUACUGAGGAAAGAAGACACUUCCAGAAAAAAAAACAUUAUAAUACUCAUAUGGGAUGCCUCCUGCUUUGCUGUUGUAGUUGAUCAAACAGUGUUAAUUCAUGUUCUUUUAAAAAGUGUUAUGCUGACUAAACAUGAUUUUUCUUUGGGUUUAUUUUUCUGGCCUUGCUUUAAAAAAAAAUUAUGAUCUGCAAAAUAGUUUUUGAAAGUAUUCACAUUUUGUACGCUUUCAUAUUGGCUAAUGUAAUGUGACUCAUCCUUCUGGCUGCUCAUUGAAGCACCUUUUUAGUGUAUAUUUUUAAACAGUAAUGCACCCAAUACUGAACAUUAGUCGAUGCUUGCUGAAAGAGUGUCACAAACUGGAAAAAGGUAGCCACUAAACAUUUCUGCUCAUCUUAAAGAUGUGAAAAGAUUAAUGAAAUGGCAAGAGUUUCUUUUUAUCAUCCCCAAAAAUGAACAUUUGCUGAAAAUGUACUC
Sinocyclocheilus grahami is the source of this 746-nucleotide messenger RNA. Its product is annotated as myelin transcription factor 1-like protein. NCBI's taxonomy places the organism in Eukaryota, Metazoa, Chordata, Actinopteri, Cypriniformes, Cyprinidae. The record is from RefSeq and is a predicted model, not a curated record. Gene Ontology annotation, cellular component: nucleus. Bases 9 to 242 code for a protein of 77 amino acids. Gene Ontology annotation, molecular function: DNA-binding transcription factor activity, RNA polymerase II-specific; RNA polymerase II cis-regulatory region sequence-specific DNA binding. Gene Ontology annotation, biological process: regulation of transcription by RNA polymerase II. The transcript has 3 exons.